CGAGAACGGAUGGCCGGACGGUGCCCCCAAUCAGGACCGCUUGCAGCAGCUGUCGUAACGACAUCCCGUCCAGGCGCAGCCGAAAGUCGGGCCGCGACGUCGAGCGGUGGCCGUGGCAGCCCCCGCAGUCGUUCGCUUGCCUUCCUUGCGGCAGUGCAGCCCGCAGCACAGCAGCGUCUCAGGAAGCGCGCGUGGCGAUAGCACGCGUCCCUCUCCUCCGGACGGCGCUUCCGCGACCGAACGACGGCAGCAGCAGAUGCCAGCACACGUGCACCGCCAAUAGCCACCGUGCAUAAACAAGGCGUGGACCUCAGCAGCCUGAGCGGCGGCGCGACCGGCGGCGGCAGCCGAUAGCAUCGUCCGCUCCCGCCGCCGGCCACCCGCAAGCACGGGUGCACCGCCGUCCUUGAAGCUGGCCCACGCGCCCGGUGAAGCGGCGCGCAGACACGCCGCGGCCGUCGCAACGACGCCUCUUCCCGCUGCCCGGCGACGACGAACCUCGCUUUCGGAUGGCCUGCCGAUCGGCACUUGUGGUUCUGUGGGUGACAGCGCUGGCGUGCUGCGUCUACUGCUGCGGGGCGACCCGGCCGUCGCCGACGCGACCACACGGCUUCAAGACGAUGCGCAGCGCGCGAGGACCCCCGCCAGGUGGUCGCACGCCGGCGACCACGGGCCGGCCCGUCGUCUACCCGACGUCCGGAGAGCUGAGGCCGCGGCUCGACGCGCACGGCAUGCCGGCCUGCACCGCCCGCGGGCUGGGAGAGAGCGCAUACUGCGUCGAGGACGCCACUUACCCGACGGAGAUCAUACGGAACGUGCUGCAGAGCCUGAAUGUGGAUCUGAGUGACAAGGAGAUCCUGGCGCGGCAGCCGCUGAACCACGAGGACAGCAUUGACCAGCGGGUGUGCCCGACCAAGCGCAAGACCAUCUAUCCCAAGACCGCGCGCAGCGCCGACCACGAAUGGCUGUACGUGGUCAACGACGUCGAGUACGCCCAGGCCGUCACCAUCGAACUUUGCGCGGACCCGGAGUCGUCGUGCGACUUCGUGUCCAGAGGCCUCCCGCCGGGAUACUCGUCCGCGUGCCGACAGAACUACGCUUACCGCAAGAUGCUCGCCAUGCACCCGACCGAGAAGAAGGCGUACGCCGAAAACUUCCCCUUCCCGUCAUGCUGCGUCUGCUAUGUCAAAUUCCCGCCGCUGGCAGGACGCAGCCUGAAUCCGAGCCGCCGCGGCAAUUGAGAACAGCAAUGAACAGUAUUGGACAGGAUGGGCGGGGCCUGUUCACGGCUCUUCUUUCUGCGCUGUUCUAGGCGCGUCAUUGCUUCGAAACGACAAGCAUGUUGGACCUCGACCUCGUGGCCUCCCAAGCCGGCAUAGCAUGAGGCCGAACGCACCCUUCCCCCCUUCCCCCAUCUACUAUUGGCCUCACAUGGGCCUUGAGAGGCUCUUGCCGACUACGCCCCGCGACGCAACCUCUCGCAACCUUUUUGUCACUUCUGUUGCACCAAGAUGUUUUCUGCUGCAUCGCUGAAGACCAGGAAGCCACUAUUGCCCGGUAUUCUUGUACGGUAGAGUGUAACAUGUUCACAUGCCUGGCGCCGCAUCCACGUCACGUAAUGCACAUAUGGACCAGUGUCGUGGACGUGUGGGAAAAAGCUCAUAAAGGAGGUGGAGCUUCGGGCGCCCCGCUGUCCUUCUGAUUCAGUGUGAGCAUGCAUACUGUAUACACGUGCUUUUCAGGGCAAACCUGCACGCCGACACUGUGCGAGAUGCUCCUUCGUAAAAAAAAAAUGUAUGUUGCGAGAGCGUUUUCAUUUGCUACCAAUUAUACAUACACUGAACCAUUUCUGACAGCGCAAGUUCCCUGCGCGUUGCCCCGAAUUGCUGCUUGAAGCGCCAUAUCUCUGGGUAUACAAGAACGGCUGCGUUAAGGCGAAUAGCCGUAAUCCUGACCGCCGAAGCGCCCCAGAGCUCAGAAGAGGGCGGAAAAACGGUGAGGAAAACUGCAGCCAAAUAACGAUUUCCUGCUGGAUUCUAGUCCCGGCGCUCAGCUGUGUCUCCAAUCUGUGCUUUCCCUAUGGCGUAUUCAUCAUCAUGCACAUCUGGAAUCGUCGUCCGCUGUUUCUACGGGCCUUCUAGCGUAUGUGCCUCAUUAGCGGAUCGCCACGCUAAUGGGAAUAUUAAGCCAUCUGCACAUGCCCUAUACAACAUUGUAUGCUCAAAUAAAACAAAAUAGGUGUCAUCCUCUUCACACUA
Messenger RNA from Dermacentor albipictus, 2258 nucleotides. RefSeq names its product neurotrophin 1-like. Gene Ontology annotation, molecular function: growth factor activity; Toll binding. The record is from RefSeq and is a predicted model, not a curated record. Gene Ontology annotation, biological process: central nervous system formation; innate immune response. Lineage: Eukaryota; Metazoa; Arthropoda; Arachnida; Ixodida; Ixodidae. Gene Ontology annotation, cellular component: extracellular region.